AGAGCCAAGAGGCCAGGGGGCAGGCCCGACAGCCCAGGGAGUCUCGGAGCCCUGCCUGGCCCCAGGAGGAUGGACGUCAAAGACCGCCGACACCGCUCCCUGACCCGCGGCCGCUGCGGCAAGGAGUGCCGGUACACCAGCUCGUCGCUGGACAGCGAGGACUGCCGGGUGCCCACACAGAAGUCCUACAGCUCCAGCGAGACACUCAAGGCCUACGACCACGACAGCAGGAUGCACUACGGCAACCGCGUGACUGACCUGGUGCACCGCGAGUCCGACGAGUUCCCCAGGCAAGGAACCAACUUCACCCUGGCGGAGCUGGGCAUCUGCGAGCCCUCCCCACACCGCAGCGGCUACUGCUCGGACAUGGGCAUCCUGCACCAGGGCUACUCCCUGAGCACCGGCUCCGAUGCCGACUCCGACACUGAAGGGGGCAUGUCCCCGGAACACGCCAUCCGCCUGUGGGGCCGAGGCAUCAAGUCCAGGCGCAGCUCGGGCCUGUCGAGUCGGGAGAACUCCGCCCUGACCUUGACCGAUUCAGACAACGAGAACAAGUCGGACGAGGAGAACGGUCGUCCCAUUCCACCUACAUCCUCGUCUAGCCUCCUCCCAUCUGCUCAGCUGCCCAGCUCCCAUAAUCCUCCACCCGUUAGCUGCCAGAUGCCAUUGCUAGACAGCAACACCUCCCAUCAGAUCAUGGACACCAACCCCGACGAGGAGUUCUCACCCAACUCCUACCUGCUCAGAGCAUGCUCAGGGCCCCAGCAAGCCGCCAGCAGUGGCCCGCCCAACCACCACAGCCAGUCCACGCUGAGGCCCCCGCUGCCGCCCCCCCACAACCACACGCUGUCCCACCACCACUCGUCUGCCAACUCCCUCAACAGGAACUCACUCACCAACCGGCGCAGCCAGAUCCACGCCCCAGCCCCGGCGCCCAAUGACCUGGCCACCACGCCUGAGUCUGUGCAGCUGCAGGACAGCUGGGUGCUGAACAGCAACGUACCGCUGGAGACCCGGCACUUCCUCUUCAAGACGUCGUCGGGCAGCACUCCGCUGUUCAGCAGCUCGUCCCCAGGCUACCCGCUGACCUCGGGGACCGUGUACACGCCGCCACCGCGCCUGUUGCCGCGCAACACCUUCUCCCGCAAGGCCUUCAAGCUGAAGAAGCCAUCCAAGUACUGCAGCUGGAAAUGCGCCGCCCUGUCGGCCAUCGCCGCCGCCCUGCUGCUGGCCAUCCUGCUGGCCUACUUCAUCGCAAUGCAUCUGCUCGGACUCAAUUGGCAACUGCAGCCGGCAGAUGGACACACCUUUAACAAUGGGAUAAGGACAGGCUUACCAGGCAGCGACGAUGUGGCGACACUGCCAUCUGGAGGCAAAGGGCCAUGGUCCUUGCGGAACAGCAGCAUCGACAGCGGGGAGGCAGAAGUGGGGCGCAGGGUGAGCCAGGAGGUGCCCCCGGGCGUGUUCUGGAGGGCCCAGCUGCACAUCAGGCAGCCUCAGUUCCUCAAGUUCAACAUCUCCCUCGGCAAGGACGCACUCUUCGGCGUCUACAUCCGAAGGGGGCUCCCACCAUCCCACGCCCAGUAUGACUUCAUGGAGCGCCUGGACGGGAAGGAGAAGUGGAGUGUGGUGGAGGCCCCCCGGGAGCGGCGCAGCAUCCAGACACUGGUGCAGAACGAGGCCGUGUUCGUGCAGUACCUGGACGCCGGCCUGUGGCACCUGGCCUUCUACAACGAUGGCAAGGACAAGGAGCUGGUGUCCUUCAACACUGUCGUCCUAGACUCUGUGCAGGACUGCCCUCGGAACUGCCACGGCAACGGCGAGUGUGUGUCAGGGCUGUGCCACUGCUUCCCAGGAUUCCUCGGGGCCGACUGCGCGAAAGUGGCCUGCCCUGUGCUAUGCAGCGGAAAUGGACAGUACUCCAAGGGGACCUGCCAGUGCUACAGCGGCUGGAAGGGGGCCGAGUGUGACGUGCCUAUGAACCAGUGCCUCGACCCGGCCUGCGGUGGCCACGGCUCCUGCGUGGAGGGCAACUGCGUGUGCUCUGCCGGCUACAAAGGGGAGCGCUGCGAGGAGGUGGACUGCCUGGACCCCACCUGCUCCAGCCAUGGGGUCUGCGUCGGCGGAGAGUGCCUCUGUAGCCCGGGCUGGGGAGGCCUCAACUGCGAGCUGGCACGGGUGCAGUGCCCAGACCAGUGCAGCGGUCACGGCACCUACCUGCCUGACUCGGGGCUCUGCACCUGCGACCCCAACUGGAUGGGUCCCGACUGCUCCGUCGAAGUGUGCUCGGUCGACUGUGGCACGCACGGCGUCUGCAUCGGGGGCGCCUGCCGCUGCGAGGAGGGCUGGACAGGCCAGGCGUGUGACCAGCGCGUGUGCCACCCCCGCUGCAUUGAGCACGGGGCCUGUAAAGACGGCCGAUGUGAAUGCCGAGAGGGCUGGAAUGGUGAACACUGCACCAUCGAUGGCUGCCCAGAUCUGUGUAACGGCAACGGGAGGUGCACACUGGGGCAGAACAGCUGGCAGUGCGUCUGCCAGACCGGCUGGCGGGGCCCGGGCUGCAGUGUCGCCAUGGAGACCUCCUGCUCGGACAACAAGGACAAUGAGGGAGACGGCCUGGCGGACUGUCUGGACCCCGACUGCUGCCUGCAGCCGGCCUGUCAGAGCAGCCUGCUGUGCCGGGGCUCACGGGACCCCGUGGACAUCAUCCAGCAGGCCCCCCAGGACGCGCCCGCCGUCAAGUCCUUCUACGAGCGCAUCCGGCCGCUGGCCGGCAAGGAUGCCACCCACAUCAUCCCAGGGGACAACCCUUUCAACAGCAGCCUGGUGUCUCUCAUCCGGGGCCAAGUGGUGACGGCUGACGGGACCCCCCUGGUGGGUGUGAACGUGUCUUUCGUCAAGUACCCAAAGUAUGGCUAUACCAUCACACGCCAGGAUGGCAUGUUCGACCUGCUGGCCAACGGAGGCGCGGCACUGACCCUGCACUUCGAGCGUGCGCCCUUCCUGAGUCAGGAGCGCACAGUGUGGCUGCCCUGGAACUCCUUCUAUGCCAUGGACACGCUGGUGCUCAAGACGGAGGAGAACUCCAUCCCCAGCUGCGACCUCAGCGGCUUCGUGCGGCCCGACCCCAUCGCCAUCGCCUCGCCCCUGUCUACUUUCUUCAGCGCCGCGCCCAGCCACAACCCCAUCGUGCCCGAGACCCAGGUCCUCCACGAGGAGAUCGAGCUCCCAGGCUCGGCUGUGAAGCUGCGCUACCUGAGCUCACGCACGGCGGGCUACAAGUCCUUGCUCAAGGUGACCAUGACGCAGUCCUCCGUGCCACUGAACCUGCUGCGGGUUCACCUGAUGGUGGCCGUGGAGGGCCACCUCUUCCAGAAGUCCUUCCAGGCCUCACCUAACCUGGCCUACACCUUCAUCUGGGACAAGACGGAUGCCUACGGACAGCGGGUCUACGGGCUCUCGGACGCCGUGGUGUCGGUGGGGUUCGAGUACGAGACCUGCCCCAGCCUCAUCCUAUGGGAGAAGCGCACGGCUGUCCUGCAGGGCUUCGAGCUGGACCCUUCCCACCUGGGCGGCUGGUCGCUGGACAAGCACCACAUCCUCAACGUCAAAAGCGGCAUCCUGCACAAGGGCACGGGCGAGAACCAGUUCCUGAGCCGGCAGCCGGCCAUCAUCAGCAGCGUGAUGGGUAACGGACGACGUCGCAGCAUCUCCUGCCCCAGCUGCAACGGGCUGGCCGAGGGCAACAAGCUGCUGGCCCCCGUGGCGCUGGCUGUGGGUGUGGACGGCAGCCUCUUCGUGGGUGACUUCAACUACAUCCGUCGCAUCUUCCCCUCGCGCAAUGUCACCAGCAUCCUGGAGCUCCGAAACAAAGAGUUUAAACAUAGCAACAACCCUGCACACAAGUACUACCUGGCCGUGGACCCCGUGUCCGGCUCCCUCUUCGUGUCCGACACCAACAGCCGUCGCAUCUACCGCAUCAAGUCCCUGAGCGGCGCCAAGGACCUGGCCGCCAACUCGGAGGUGGUGGCGGGCACCGGGGAGCAGUGCCUGCCCUUUGACGAGGCCCGCUGCGGGGACGGGGGCAGGGCCGUGGACGCCACCCUGAUGAGCCCUCGAGGCAUCGCGGUGGACAAGAACGGGCUCAUGUACUUCGUGGACGCCACCAUGAUCCGCAAGGUGGACCAGAAUGGGAUCAUCUCCACGCUGCUGGGCUCCAACGACCUCACCGCCGUGCGGCCGCUCAGCUGUGACUCCAGUAUGGACGUGGCUCAGGUGCGCCUGGAGUGGCCCACGGACCUGGCGGUGAACCCCAUGGACAACUCGCUGUACGUGCUGGAGAACAAUGUGGUCCUGCGCAUCACGGAGAACCGCCAGGUGAGCAUCAUCGCGGGCCGGCCCAUGCACUGCCAGGUGCCCGGCAUCGACUACUCGCUCAGCCGGCUGGCCAUCCACUCGGCACUGGAGUCGGCCGGCGCCAUUGCCCUGUCGCACACGGGCGUGCUGUACGUCACCGAGACGGACGAGAAGAGGAUCAACAGACUGCGCCAGGUCACCACCGGCGGCGAGAUCUGCCUGCUGGCCGGGGCGGCCUCGGACUGCGACUGCAAGGACGACGUCAACUGCAACUGCUACGCGGGCGACGAGGCCUACGCCACGGACGCCGUCCUCAACGCGCCGUCCUCGCUGGCCGUGGCGCCCGAUGGCACCGUGUACGUGGCCGAUCUGGGCAACAUCCGCAUCCGGGCGGUCAGCCCCAACCGGCCGGUGCUCAACGCCCUGGGCCAGUACGAGGCGGCGUCGCCCGGGGAGCAGGAGCUGUACGUGUUCAGCGCGGACGGCGUGCACCAGGCCACGCUCAGCCUGGUCACCGGCGAGGUCCUCUACAACUUCUCCUACGGCGCAGACCGCCGGCUGGCCGAGCUGGUGGACAACAGCGGCAACUCCCUCAAGAUCCGGCGUGACGAGGCCGGCCAGCCCCGUCUCCUGCUGCUGCCCGACGGCCAGGUGGUCACCCUGACGCUGGGCCCGGGCGGCGGGCUCGAGGCCGUGGCCACGCAGAGCCUGGAGCUCGGCCUCAUGACCUACGACGGCAGCACCGGCCUGCUGGCCGCCAAGAGCGACGAGACCGGCUGGACCACCUUCUACGACUACGACCAUGAGGGCCGGCUGACCAACGUCACUCGCCCCACGGGCGUGGUGACCAGCCUGCACCGGGAGAUGGAGCGAUCCAUCACCAUCGACAUCGAGAACUCCAACCGUGACGACGAUGUCACCGUCAUCACCAACCUCUCCUCCGUGGAGGCGUCCUACACCGUGGUGCAAGACCAAGUACGCAACAGCUACCAGCUGUGCAACAACGGCACGCUGCGGGUGGUGUACGCCAACGGCAUGGGCGUCAGCUUCCACAGCGAGCCCCACGUGCUGGCCGGUACCAUCACGCCCACCAUCGGCCGUUGCAACAUCUCGCUGCCCAUGGACAAUGGCCUCAACUCCAUUGAGUGGCGCCUGCGCAAGGAACAGAUCAAAGGGAAGGUCACCAUCUUCGGCCGGAAGCUCCGGGUAAGUGGCCGCCGGCCUGUCAGCACGGGGGAUGGGAACGAGGGCACCCCGCCUGCCGGGCCUCCCCCACCCAAGCUGCGUGCCAUAAGGAGGGGCUUGCUGGAAGUGGGAGAGCACCCCUUCACUGUGUCCCCACAUGGGGUGCUGGAAGCCUGCUAG
Molecule: messenger RNA, 5721 nt
Organism: Erinaceus europaeus (western European hedgehog)
Lineage: Eukaryota; Metazoa; Chordata; Mammalia; Eulipotyphla; Erinaceidae
Gene: TENM2
Product: teneurin transmembrane protein 2
Exons: 26
Coding region: 70-5721 (1883 amino acids)
Biological process (GO): signal transduction; heterophilic cell-cell adhesion; neuron development
Cellular component (GO): membrane; neuron projection
Molecular function (GO): cell adhesion molecule binding; protein homodimerization activity; protein heterodimerization activity
Source: RefSeq, a predicted model, not a curated record